Messenger RNA from Penicillium angulare, 1065 nucleotides. Its product is annotated as Rab geranylgeranyltransferase BET4. The transcript has 4 exons. Lineage: Eukaryota; Fungi; Ascomycota; Eurotiomycetes; Eurotiales; Aspergillaceae. Gene Ontology annotation, biological process: protein geranylgeranylation. The record is from RefSeq and is a predicted model, not a curated record. Gene Ontology annotation, cellular component: Rab-protein geranylgeranyltransferase complex; cytoplasm. The coding region runs from base 1 to 1065 and encodes 354 amino acids. Gene Ontology annotation, molecular function: Rab geranylgeranyltransferase activity.
AUGGCGAGUCAUGGCGUUCGGCGAUUCAAACCAGUGGAGAAGACACCCGAAGAACGACAGCAGGAGCUGCAGAAGAUAGAAGACUAUAGAUCCUUAGAACGGCAAGUGUCAGAGAAGGUGGCCAACCAUGAUUAUGCGACCGACACAUUGAAGAAGAUCUCCGACCUGCUAAACCGAAAUCCAGAAUACUAUACAAUCUGGAACUGCCGUCGGCAGGCUAUGAGACACCAGUUCUCAGAGAUUAAAGAUGAUGCUGAAAAGGCUACGACCCAACCGAUCCUCGACCUCAUCAAGAAUGACUUGAUAUUUCUUAUCCCACUUUUGCGGAGCUUUCCCAAAUGUUACUGGAUUUGGAACUAUCGGCUGUGGCUAUUGGAUGAGGCUCGACGGCUGCUUCCAUUGACCGAAGCCCUUCAACUCUGGCAGGAAGAAUUUGCUUUAGUCGGCAAGAUGUUGACAUUGGACGGUCGCAAUUUUCAUGGAUGGGGAUAUCGCGGCCUAAUCGUGGAAACCCUGAAGCAGCUUCAAAGCGCCGACGACGCCAUGGGAAUGACUAAAAAAGAAUUCGAGUAUGCAAAGAAGAUGAUUGGUGCUAACCUCUCCAAUUUUUCUGCAUGGCAUUACCGCACCAAGCUCAUCCAACGACUACUGGACGAGCAAGCUGCUAGUGAUAACGAGCGACAGGCGAUGUUAGAUGACGAACUAUCUCUCAUCCACCAAGCUUUGAUUGAUCCUUAUGAUCAAUCGGUAUGGUUUUAUCACCAAAACCUGCUGUGCGUUUUUGACCCGGAUACUGCGGACCGGACAAUGGCUCCGAACCUAACCACGUCAGAACGACUUCAAUAUCUCCGUCAAGAGAUUGAAAACAUUCAAGAGAUACUGGACGGGGCUGAAGACUGCAAGUACAUCUACCAAGCCCUGAUUGAGACUACUGUCUUAGUGUCAAAAGUCACUGGUAGCUUGUUGCCAGAGGAUCGUGACCAAAUUCUGAGCUGGCUCUCAGAACUGAAACAAUUGGAUCCUUUACGCCAGCAACGAUGGGUGGAUUUUGAACGGACCUUGUAG